AUGAACAUCACACGUGUCCUUUUCCUGCUCUUAUUGUGGAAAGCGGAUCCGUGCGUAAAACCCCUGGCCUCUCCACACCGGGAACCAGCCUCCCCCGGUCCCCCAGAGAACAGCCCCCCUCUCCCCACGGGACUGGCCUCUCCUUCGGGGGUCAGAGAUUUAGGUCCUGAAGAUGGCGGCCGUCUCUCUCGCUCCAGUUCCGGCUCUGGAGAGCGACGCAGAAGGGUCCUCAGUCUCACCAGUUGUUUUGCUGGAGGAGUAUUCUUCGCCACGUGUCUCCUGGACCUGCUCCCGGACUAUCUGGAGGGCAUCAACAAGGCCUUCAGCAAUGCUGGUAUCACGCUGCAGUUCCCGCUCCCAGAGUUCAUCAUAGCCAUGGGAUUCUUCAUGGUCCUGAUCCUGGAGCAAAUCAUGUUGUCCUUCAAACACAGCGCCUCCUUGUCUGGACCUGAGGAGCGCCGGUCUCUGCUGGACUCGGGGCAGGAUUUGAGCCAGGACUCGGGCCAUGGUCAUGGUCAUAGUCACGGUCACUCCCAAUUGGAUUUGUCCCCUCAGUCUGCUCUGCGCGCCUUCAUCCUGGUCUUCUCCCUUUCUCUGCACUCAGUGUUUGAAGGCCUCGCUGUGGGACUAGUGGAGCAGGACAAAGAGGUGCUGGAGCUCUCGCUGGCGUUGCUGAUCCACAAAAGCCUGAUAGCGCUCAGCCUGUCGUCACGGCUACUGGAGGGUGGCGUGCGACGUGCACUGUGUGCGGGCUGCGUGCUGCUGUUUGCGGUGAUGACGCCUCUCGGCAUUGCAGUCGGUGUCGGGUUCACGGAGGAGACGCGUUCGUCGCCUCAUCAACAGAUGGUGCGCAGCUCUUUGGAGGGUGUCGCCACGGGAACCUUCUUCUACAUCACCUUCAUGGAGAUCCUGCCACACGAGCUGCAGGGGGCGCCACAGCACAACAUGCCCAAGUCGGACAUGUCGGGAGCAGGCUGCGGGCCCGGGCCUGGGGCCGCCGGGGGCCCCUCCACAGGGGCCUCCAACCCGCGAAAGUUUAGCGAGAAGAUUGCGCUCCACACGCAGCGCCAGGCGGAAGAAACUGCGGCGUUUCAGGAGGUCAUGAUGGACAUCAGCUCCACCAGGCUCCAGGCUCAGAAGCUGCGUUUGGCCCGAAACCAGGGUCCGUACUAUGGAGGCUCUCUGCCCAACGUUAACCAGAUCGGGAGGAACCCCCAGGAGUACCAGGGCUCGUUCUCGUCGGCGCUGGACUCUAGUCGCUCCACACGACAUCACGGUUUAGUGGAGAGAGUCCAGAGAGAGCGGCGCUUCAUGUCCCCAGUGCGGCCGUACCGCAACAGGCCUGUGGACAACUCUCCGUACAACGCCUCGUACCUGUCGCCGCCCCCGGACCCCAGCUGGAGGAGGAACUGGUGUGGAAACUUCGCGGGGGACAAAAGCCAGUUGUUCCGUCUGCCCACAACAGCACUGAACAGGACGAACUCGGACUCCGCUCUUCACACCAGCGUCAUGAACCCACCUGCAGCAGACCCCUUCACUACUGGGGGGCACACUCUGACCCCCCAGAACAACCGGAGGACUGGUCAGAACGAUGUGGAAAGAGCCAGAAUGUUCCCGUACCCUGUUCCCCCGAUCGAAGAGAACGUGCUGAAUGACGGGAAACUACUGAAGCCCUGGGACAACAAGAAGUUUCCCAUGUUGUCGUCUCGGCCCAAAUCCUGCGAAGUCCCAGAUAUAAAUAUCUUCUCGUCUCCGGAGCAACCGUCUCCCGUCCUCCACAACUCAGCCUUAAACACCUUGAACUCUGGAGGCUCGUUACCAGACCUCUCCAUCCUGCACUUCCCCUCCCCUCUGCCCACCCCCCUGGACCAAGAUGAGCCCUAUCCAGGACCCUCCCCUCUGAGUGGGGGCAGCAGCACAGGCAACCUGGCCUCCACACUGACCCAGCUGGGGAUCAAUGCAGGGAGCGGAGGGGGUUACCAACAGCAACACAACACAGGCCUGCUGACCUCUCUCCAGAGCGCGCUCAGUAACCCCUCCCUCCCCUCCUCUCUCAGUAACCCCAACCUUCACUCCUUCACAUCGCUUCACUCGUCAAACUCCAACCCCUCCCUCCAGUCCUCGCUCUCCAAUCCCUCGUUGCAGUCCUCACUAAGCUCCUCCCCCUCAUCGCUCAGCAGCCAAUCCCUGCACUCGUCGCUCAGCAGCUCGUCCCUGCAGUCCGGGGCCGGAAACCCCUCCUAUACUGGCGGAGUGGGCGGUACCUCGCUCAGCACGUCACCACGGCGACGGGCACAGCUGUCACCACUGAUCCUGCCUCUGGGGGCGGAGCCACGAAGACACCACGCCAAACAGUUCUCUCCCACAAUGUCACCCACGCUGUCGUCAAUCACACAGGGCGUCCCGUUGGACACCAGUAAACUCCCUGUGGAUCAGCGCCUGCCCCCGUUUCCCCUGAGCCAGAACCAGCAGAGACUGCACACGCAACAGAUGCAACAGAUGCACAACCUGCGGAACAGCCUGAGCCACCAGCCCCAACACCACUACGCCAACACGCAGAGGGCGCUGAACACACACUCGUCUCCACUCAUCAAGAGUGAGAUGUGUCUUGACCAGUGCGGCUCCUCCACUUCCUGUCCCAACCAGCUCAAACAGGAAGCAGAGUCGGACCAGAGACGGACGCUACCGCAGCUACAGCAGAUCAGCCACAAUCUGGCAACUGAUCUCUACAACGACGCCUUGUUCAACUCGCUCCUGGACGAUCCGUUCCUCAACCUGCAGUUCACGGGAAAAUCCAAUCAACAGUUCUCUCCGGACCCCGGGUCAGAUGGCCUGCAUCACUCUGCUCUGAGCUGCCACGGCCUGGAAAGGACCCACUCUAUGGAGGAUCAGAACCAGAACCAGAGCCACGUCUACGGAGCAGAUACUCGCCACAACGUGCCCAACAUCAUCCUCACAGGCGACUCCCCUCCUGGCCUGUCCAAAGAGAUUGCCAGCGCUCUGUCCCAUGUGCCGGGGUUCGAGAUGGACCCCUUCUCCCUGGACGACCCGCUGCGCAUCGACCCCCUGGCCCUGGACAUGCUGGAGGGAGACCUGAUGUUAGCCGACCCUGCAGUGGAGGACUCCUUCAGAUCGGACCGCCUCAAAUAA
Messenger RNA from Knipowitschia caucasica, 3150 nucleotides. The record is from the annotation of a GenBank genome assembly. NCBI's taxonomy places the organism in Eukaryota, Metazoa, Chordata, Actinopteri, Gobiiformes, Gobiidae.